AUAUUCAAUUCCGAUCAAUAUCAAUAUCCUAAUAUUAGAUAAUAGAUCAGUAUCUAUUAUGUAUCCAUAUGAAUGGCGCGAGUUAACUUGACCUCUUGGUAAAUUGUUGUUAUUCAAUUGCAGAUUGCUUCAAAUUGUUGACAACUUAAUAUUCAAAGAUGAAAAAGUAAAAGCAACUUUAAGGCCUUUGGGUGGUCAACAAGUUUAACCAGUGAUGUCAAUGCUCGGUGCUUAUAUUUGUUGGGUUGAAUGUUGGCAAUCUAUGAAAAGCUGAAGCCAAAAAUUAUGGAAUUAUAUGAGCUGAUUUAAUAGCUAAACAUGAUCGUGAUCACAACACAAGUUCAAGAAUAUGAAACUUGCGGAGAAGGAGGAGAAUGAAUUAAAGGAAGAAAUGAUUAAUAGGAGGGAACAAAAACCAUCACCAGGAUAAAUUUCACUUUUCCUUACCUGAAUAUGUAUGGGAAAAGCCGUUAAAACAACAUUGACCAUUACUAUUACCGCCAAGUAUAAGAUGAUGAUGUUUCAGUUGUUCAAAACUCAGAGUUUAUUCAGUUGUUGACUGUGCAACAUCAAAUACCCAUUGACAAUCACCAAUCUCAUUUAUUUGGAUUUUUAAUUAUUUAUUCAACUUUAUUCAAGUUUACAAAAAUGUCUUCCGUUGAAGUUCAAUCCGUUAACCAAACUUUGGAUGUCUCAUCUUCCUAUGCAUCUAACAACCAAUCUUCAUCAAAACAUACCAAUAAGAGUAAACCUCUUGUUGACAAGAUUCGUUCGAUUAUCAUGGAAAUGUACUCAGAUGAUCCAGAGCUCUUCGAUCCUAUUGAUAUUGAAAGAGUUAAAGUUGAUGAUUGGUACAUCAAACGAUUCCUUUUGGCCCAAGAUCGUAACGUCAAAUCAGCUUCCAAUAUGUUGGUUGGUUCUCUUAAAUGGCGUAAAUCUUAUGGAGUUAAUCAUCUUGAUUUGCGAUCAUUUCCAAGUGAAAUUUAUCGUCUCGGAGCCUUCUUUGUUUAUGAACACGAUAAAGAGGGUCAUGAAGUUCUUUAUGUUCGUGCCAAUUUGUUCCGUCGUUCAAAAGAUCUAAGACCCAUUUUGGUCCAAUAUGGAGUUGCCAUUGGAUGUCAAGUUGAAAAGGCUUCAAAAAAUGGCGUUGUCUGUGUUAUUGACUUCAAAAAUUUAAGCUUAGCUCAUGUUGACUUGGAAAUUAUGCGAAUCAUUAUAAGCACAAUUGUAAACCACUUUCCACUUUUCGUCCAGCGUUUCUUUGUGUGCAAUAUACCUUCAGUACUUCAAAUGAUCUCUUCACUUGUGAUUAAUUUAAUUCCAUCUUCCGGGCGAAACAGGUUAACCUUUGUUGAUAAUAAAGAGCUCACAAAAUACAUUGACUCCGACAAGAUCCCUGAAUGCCUCGGAGGUAGCUGCAAAAAACCAUUUAAAGGCUCAGGAGUGGUUCCAAAUGGCUGUCCAAAUUUUCUUGAAUUUUCCAAAACAAUCGGUUGGACUAACCAACAAUACCGUUCAAUUUAUAAAACGUUCAAAUCCAUCUUUGAAAGCGAAGGAAUCGAGCCAAUGCCAGAACCAGUUGACUGAUUGAAAUAGCCUCAACUUUUCAAGCUCAACAAUAAUUUUACUCAAAUUUAUUUCCAACUAAAAUUCAAAUAAAAUAUAGAGACAAAAUGUCUUGAUGAUGUAUAAAUCAGAAUCUGAAUAUUGUAAUUACGAUUCUUGAUUUUCUGUACCAAAUCAAUGUAUUGAUAGCUUUUAAUUUGUGUUUUCUACUCAUUCAUACCAUUUAUUUAGACAAAAAAGUUUGAGAUAAAACAAAUUUGUCUAAAAUUUUCUGCUCAUAUUUAAUUGUCAAGCAUUUCAAGUUGAAGGAUUCUUACAGUUUGUGUUUCUUUAAUUUAUUUAGAUCCUUUUUGGAUUCUAAUUUUGCUUAAAAAAUAGUUUGUACAAAUAAUUUAUAAACCUUUGUAUUAUGAAUUGUAUCAAUUAUCAUGAAACUCUAA
Messenger RNA from Tetranychus urticae (two-spotted spider mite), 2006 nucleotides. RefSeq names its product motile sperm domain-containing protein 2. Gene Ontology annotation, cellular component: endoplasmic reticulum-endosome membrane contact site; endomembrane system. The record is from RefSeq and is a predicted model, not a curated record. NCBI's taxonomy places the organism in Eukaryota, Metazoa, Arthropoda, Arachnida, Trombidiformes, Tetranychidae.